AUGUCUAUCUUUGGACGCACCACUUAUUCGGCAGCCAGCUAUGCCGCCUUUCGGCCGUCAUACCCCCCGGCCCUCUUUAACAGGAUUCUUUCGUUCCACGAACAAGGUCGUCAGAUCCGCUCGACUCCCGAUGCAGGGACGCUUCUUGACCUCGGCUGCGGCCACGGCCUCAUCGCCCGGGCCCUAAGCUCCGACUUUCGUCGUGUCAUCGGCCUUGACCCUAGUGCCGGCAUGGUUGAGCAAGCCCGAUCGAUGACCACCGGGAAGGCGAGUAAUGUCGAGUUCAGGCAGGGCAAGGCUGAGGAACUCGGCUUCCUAGGAGAAGGGGAAGUCGAUAUGGUUGUCGUGGGACAAGCAGCGCACUGGUUUAAUCUGGAUAAACUAUGGGCAGAGCUGGGCCGGGUCGUGAAGAGGGGAGGUACGCUUGCGAUAUGGGGGUACAAAGACAACAUCAUUGUCGGACAGCCACUGGCGACUAAGAUAUACGACGAGUUUACCUACAGCGAGAAGGAAGUUGCACCUGGGAUGGAGAGCAUGAACGCCUACUGGGAAAAGCCGGGAAGGGACUUGAUCCGGGCUUCAUUGGACGUCGUCCGGCCGCCCCCGAGCGAAUGGAAAGAGCUAGCAAGAGAUACGUACGAACCGAACCGGGAGACAUGUAGGGUAAGUCAAGCUGAAGCAGAGUCUGCAUGGUUACAGAGGAGGAUGAAGCUUGGCGAGUUUGAGGGAUACGUGAGGUCGUUCAGUGCUUAUAGGGGCUGGAAAGAUGCUCAUCCGGAUGCGAAGAGCAGGGCAGAAGGAGGCUCGGACGGAGAUGUUGUUGAUGUCAUGUUUGACCACAUUCUUGACGCUGUCCCAGCGUGGAAGGAGUUGGGGCCAGAGAGAUGGAGAGAGGCCGAGAUAGACGCAGUCUGGGGAACGGUCUUGAUUGUAGCGAGGAAACUGUGA
Molecule: messenger RNA, 948 nt
Organism: Scedosporium apiospermum
Lineage: Eukaryota; Fungi; Ascomycota; Sordariomycetes; Microascales; Microascaceae
Product: S-adenosyl-L-methionine-dependentmethyltransferase
Exons: 2
Coding region: 1-948 (315 amino acids)
Molecular function (GO): S-adenosylmethionine-dependent methyltransferase activity
Source: RefSeq, a predicted model, not a curated record